UUUCUCGUCUCUCUCUCUUUCUCUCUUUCUCCAUUCAUGCUCCCACACAUGGUCUUCAAAAACGGCUCACGUGCCUCAUGUCCGUCCGAUCCCGCUCCCACGGUCAAGAUCUCCCUCCUUCGCAACCCACCCCUCCCGCUUCCCCUCGUCAAAAAGCCCGUGAGCUCUCCUCCCUCUACCUUCUCCCGAGAGAGUGAGAGCGAGAACGAGAGAGAGAGAGAGAGGCGAAGAGGGUUUCCAUGGGGCGAUACGAUUCGCCUCGCGUUCUCUUACCUCUCCUUCUACUCGUCGUCGUCGUCUCCUCCGGUGUGCUCGUCGUAGGAGGAGGAGCGGCGGAGGGAUCGGCGGCGAGAGGCGGCGGAGGCGGCGGAGCAGAGAACUACUACUCGAAGCUCUCGGGGAUCAUCAUACCGGGGUUCGCGUCGACGCAGCUGAGGGCGUGGUCUGUGCUCGAUUGCCCUUACUCCCCCUUCGACUUCAACCCCCUCGACUCCGUUUGGCUCGACACGACCAAGCUCUUUUCUGCUGUAAACUGUUGGCUUAAGUGCAUGAUGCUGGACCCUUAUAAUCAAACAGACCAUCCUGACUGCAAAUCGAGGCCUGAGGUCGGUCUUUCUGCGAUCACAGAACUAGAUCCUGGUUAUAUAACGGGUCCUCUUUCUUCGGUGUGGAAAGAAUGGCUUAAAUGGUGUGUCGAGUUUGGUAUUGAAGCUAAUGCAAUUAUUGCUGUUCCAUAUGAUUGGAGAUUGUCUGGAUCUAUGCUUGAGGAGCGAGACCUUUACUUUCACAGACUGAAAUUAACUUUUGAAAUAGCUCUGAAACUUCGUGGGGGUCCCUCUUUGGUAUUUGCUCACUCUAUGGGGAACAAUGUUUUUCGCUACUUCUUAGAAUGGCUGAAGCUUGAAAUCGCUCCGAAGUACUAUACUCAAUGGCUCGAUGAUCAUAUUCUUGCUUAUUUUGCUGUAGGUGCUCCUCUUCUCGGUGCCACUGACUCCGUCAGAGCCACUCUUUCUGGAGUUACAUUUGGUCUUCCAGUUGGUGAGGGAACAUCACGAUUAAUGUAUAAUUCGUUUGGCUCUUCUUUAUGGCUGAUGCCAUUCUCAAAGUACUGCAAAGCAGACAAUAUAUACUCGAGACAUUUUUUUGAGGGAAGGGGAGGUCAACAGCACACUCUACAUUGUGAUGAGAUGGAAUUUCGUUCAAACUACUCUGGCUGGCCCACCGACAUAAUCAAUAUUGAGGUUCCUACCCAUCAAGGGAUUGAUGCAUAUCCGACAAUCACUGAAGUAGCUGAAAACUUGACUGCUAGCAUGGAAUGCGGAAAACCUACCUUGUUGUCUUUUUCUGCUAGAGAAGUUUCAGAUGGCACUUUCUUCAAAGCAAUAGAGGAAUAUGACCCAGAUAGCAAAAGGCUUACCUAUCAGCUCGAGAAGUAUUACCAGGGCGAUCCAGUGCUAAAUCCUCUUACGCCAUGGGAUAGACCACCACUAAAGAACAUAUUCUGUAUAUAUGGGAUUGAUUCGAAGACUGAGGUAGGAUACUAUUUUGCACCUAGUGGCAAACCAUAUCCUGACAACUGGAUCAUAACUGAUGUGAUUUAUGAAUAUGAAGGAACUUUACUUUCGAGAUCAGGGAAUUCUGUUGCUGGAAACCCUGGUGCUUCAAGUGGGGAUGGAACAGUAUCCUAUAAUUCGCUUUCAUGGUGCAAGACUUGGCUCGGACCUAAAGUAAAUAUAACGAGAGCCCCACAGGCUGAGCAUGAUGGAUCUGACGUGCAAAUAAGCCUGAACGUAGAACACCAUAGGGACAUAGAUAUAAUUCCAAACAUGACGAGAACUCCCCGUGUAAAGUACAUUACCUACUAUGAAGACUCUGAAAGUAUUCCAGGAGGGAGAACUGCAGUAUGGGAGCUUGAUAAAGGACACCACAGGAAUAUCGUAAGGUACCCUGUUCUGAUGCGUGAGCUGUGGCUUCAAAUGUGGCAUGAUAUACAUCCUGAUACUAAAACCAAGUUCGUGACUAAAGCCAGACGCGGUCCGUUGAGAAAUGUGGAUUGCCAUUGGGAUUAUGGGAAAGCUCGCUGUGCCUGGCCCGACCAUUGUGAAUACAGGUAUGCAUUUGGCGAUGUUCACCUUGGUCAGAGUUGCAGACUUAAGAACUCAUCGAUAGACCUCCUCUCAGAGUACUUGAAACUUGAUUAGCUUUGAUGAGUGUCUCCAUCCGAUUAACUGGAGAAAAUGCAGGGGUGAUGCGGAAAGAGCUGUUGAUUAGGGAUUGACCUUGUGAGCGGGGAAAUUUCAUCACUGUUCACUGAAAAUUUUGAUUGCUUUGAUAAUCAUUCAUUGAGGCUGAGCAUUUAGUUUCACAGCAAAUACAAAUUUAAGCCAAAUGUAGCGUGAUUUAGUCAUAGCAUUUCAAAAUGUAGAUAUAUAAUGCCACAGUGGCACUCCCUAGCACACAAGGCAUUUUGCAUGGGUAUAGUUACUAACACGUUUUUCUCCUUUGACGACGACCUUAGAUAAUAUACGCUAUCAUAUUCCCUCAAAAGUUAAGCGUAUCUAUGCAAAUAAAAAAUUGUGCCAGAGGCUUGUCAUGCAUGCAACUUAAUUUACCGUCCGUGUUUGUUGAAAUCCGAGAGUGAGAUGUUCAAACUU
Ananas comosus (pineapple) is the source of this 2654-nucleotide messenger RNA. RefSeq names its product phospholipid--sterol O-acyltransferase. The transcript is spliced from 16 exons. Lineage: Eukaryota; Viridiplantae; Streptophyta; Magnoliopsida; Poales; Bromeliaceae. Gene Ontology annotation, biological process: lipid metabolic process. Gene Ontology annotation, cellular component: cytoplasm. The record is from RefSeq and is a predicted model, not a curated record. The coding region runs from base 240 to 2201 and encodes 653 amino acids.